UGACAAUCAAAAUAUCAUAUGUUUUCGCGACAAUGAAAAAGCAACAAACAAAGCAAUUUUUAUAAUAAGAACGAAGCAUACAAAAACAUCAAUACAAAUUAUAGUCAUUUGUGUAAAUCCUUCAAUCCUUUUUAUUUUUAAUAUUUUUAAUUCAUUUUUAUACGUGACAGGCUGAGACAUUUGCUCUAGACCUACUUGUUUACGGAUGCUGAGCUCUUUAUUUGGAUAUGGAGCCCCCAGCUAACAAUGCUGAUUACCGUGAACAAGACUAUUGGGAUACAAGGUACCAGACUGAAGAGAAAUAUGACUGGUUCUCAGCUUAUUCAUCAUUCAGACACCACCUAGUAAAUGAUGUCAAACCCGAUCACAAAAUCCUUAUGCUUGGUUGUGGAAACAGUUCUUUAAGUGAGGAGAUGUACAAUGAUGGUUACAAACAUAUCACUAAUAUUGACUUCUCUCCUAUAGUGAUAGAGAAAAUGAGAAGCAAGCAUUCUGAUUUACAUGAGAUGACAUGGGAAGUAAUGGACAUAUGUGAUUUAAGAUAUGAACCUAGCACAUAUGAUAUUGUUCUUGAAAAAGGAACACUUGAUGCUCUAAUGGUGCAUGAAAAAGAUCCCUGGAAUACCUCUACAGAAACAUUACAGAAAAUAGAUGGCAUUUUACAACAGAUUAGCAGGAUUUUAAAGACAGGAGGGAAGUUUAUCUCUAUAACAUUUGCUCAGCCACAUUUUAGGAAACCUUUAUAUGCCUGUGAUAAAUUUAAUUGGAAUAUGAACAUAUCAACAUUUGGAAAUUCUUUCCAUUUCUUUUACUUUAUGAUGGAAAAGGGGAAGCAACUCAGUGAGAAAGACAGAAUGAAUGAAAUAGAAAGACAAAAAAGAAAACAGGAUAUAAGAACAGAAAAAGUAGAGUUUAUGAAGUAUGAAGAUAAAGAGGAUUUUAUAUUUGGAAUAGAUUUGUGAUAGUAAAUUAUUUUCAAAAUAAAUAAUUACAGUCAGA
Molecule: messenger RNA, 999 nt
Organism: Ruditapes philippinarum (Manila clam)
Lineage: Eukaryota; Metazoa; Mollusca; Bivalvia; Venerida; Veneridae
Product: EEF1A lysine methyltransferase 4-like
Exons: 5
Coding region: 228-962 (244 amino acids)
Source: RefSeq, a predicted model, not a curated record